AGCAAUCUCAUCAAUCGCCUGCUCUCCAUUACGCCUUUGCUGUUCCAUUUUCCUCUUCUGCCGUCCUCCUCCCUCUUCUAAACUUGGCGAAUUUGCUUCCACCUCAACAAUAUGGCCUCCGGCUACGAUCGCGCUCUGUCAGUUUUCAGUCCCGAUGGUCACGUCUUCCAGGUUGAAUAUGCUUUGGAGGCUGUAAAGAGGGGUACAUGCGCCGUAGGAGUAAAGGGAGCGGACAUCGUCGUGCUGGGAUGCGAGAAGCGGUCGGCAAUGAAGCUUCAAGAUACCCGUAUUACUCCUUCGAAGAUCUGCCUUGUCGAUAAUCACGUCGCCCUUGCAUUCGCCGGACUCAACGCCGAUGCCCGCAUCCUUGUCGACAAGGCCCGCCUAGAAGCACAAUCACAUCGUUUGACGGUCGAGGAUCCUGUGUCAAUAGAGUACAUUACAAAAUAUGUUGCAGGCGUCCAGCAGAGAUACACACAGAGUGGUGGUGUCCGGCCGUUUGGCAUCAGCACACUCAUCGUUGGGUUUGAUCCCAAUGACAAGACACCCCGCUUGUACCAGACUGAGCCCUCGGGUAUCUACUCUGCAUGGAAGGCGAACGCAAUCGGCCGAUCUAGCAAAACGGUUCGCGAGUUCCUCGAACGCAAUCACAAGCCCGAUAUGGAUCGGGAGGAGACAAUCAAGCUGACUGUGAAGUCGCUGUUGGAGGUGGUGCAGACAGGCGCCAAGAACAUUGAGAUCGCGAUCAUGGCCCCAGGAAAGCCCAUUGAGAUGCUACCCGUUGAGGAUAUCGAGAAGUACGUUGAGAACAUCAACACAGAGAAGCAGGAGGAGCAGCAGAACAAACCUGGCCGUAGGCCUGGUACAGGAACAGCAGCAAUUCUCACGCGGCCAACUGGUGAGGGUUCGGGUCCAGGAGCAUAGAGGAGGACGGAUCAAACGACAGGCGCAAAGCAUGCAGGAUUGGAAUCUUGUGGUAUACGCCUUUCACAGGACCAUAUACAAAGAUGAUUGAGGGAGGUAUGCAAUAUUCGGCGCAGCUUGCCCGCUUACUCCUGCAUACUCCGUGCUAUGGAUAGAUAGACAGCCGAGAACCCGAGGAACGCCAAUAAUGCCAAACAUGAUGCCAAAUACUUUUA
Molecule: messenger RNA, 1139 nt
Organism: Westerdykella ornata
Lineage: Eukaryota; Fungi; Ascomycota; Dothideomycetes; Pleosporales; Sporormiaceae
Product: N-terminal nucleophile aminohydrolase
Exons: 4
Coding region: 112-924 (270 amino acids)
Biological process (GO): ubiquitin-dependent protein catabolic process
Cellular component (GO): proteasome core complex; nucleus; proteasome core complex, alpha-subunit complex
Source: RefSeq, a predicted model, not a curated record